This is a messenger RNA of Prorocentrum cordatum, 2648 nucleotides long. The record is from the annotation of a GenBank genome assembly. Lineage: Eukaryota; Dinophyceae; Prorocentrales; Prorocentraceae.
CGGCAUGUCGCCCAUUUGGGUUCGUGGUCGCGCUCGGUGCUGCUUGUUGCUCGAGUGUUUGCUCCAACCGGACCAGUUCUGCCACUCUCGCUUCUUUACGCCAGAUCGCUCGCCAUGGUCGUGAAAGUGGUGCUCGCGUGCUUCGUGCUGGCGUCUGCCGUGUCUGCCUUGGUUCGGCAGGGCGGGCACAAGCUCGACAGUAACAUCGACGCGAUCGCCAACGAAAGUCAUCUUGGCAAUAACUGGCUCCCCAUGAGUUGUCUCAGGGUUGCUGGUAUCGGGUCUUACUAUGGCGAGCCCUUGCACAGGUAUGAGAAUGGAGCGUGCAACAACAAUUAUGUCUUCCACCCCGAGAACAUGAUCUACAAUUGCCCUCAUGCCUCAUACGGCAAUGGCUGGGUAGGGCCCGAUUGCAAAUUGAACAACCAUGUCACAACGAAUUCGUUGGGAAAUUCUGGCGGAUGCGGUGGCACUGACAAGACCGACGCGGAAUGGCUCGCUUUUGAUCUCGGUUACACCAGAUACAUUGAGUCUGUGAAACUCAAGCCAUCUCUAACGACGAUUGGGUCUUACUAUGCUUGUCCGACUUACAAAAUUCUUACGUCGAAUUCGGCCCCAGCUUCCGGGAUAUUUGUAGCGCAGGCCAGCGUUGGUUACACCACCGUAGUUGACCAAUCUACCGCUGUUGAUACCUCACAAGAGCAGACUCAUAGCAUCGGUGUGAGCGCGCGAUACAUCAUGUUCGAUUGCGUAACAAGUACGUACCACUCAGGCGGACUAGAUAAUUUCGAUGUGAAGGCUGAUGGGGACGCAACUCCUUGUGAUACGAGCGCGCCAAUCCCGACGCCGCCUCCGACGCCGCCACCGACGACCAGCCCAACUCCGAGCCCGACCAUCUUGCAGGCGGCUGCCGUCUAUGGUUACGAAGUCACGUACAAAUCUACGCACCAGAUUGAUGACAUUUACUUUGUAAAGAAUGGUGCGCGGACGAUCCCUUUCAUGGAAUCUUUCCCGACCUACGGCGGCUGCACGCUCACUCAGGGCGGCCCUUGCAACGGAGGCCAUCAGAGCCCGUGGGACUCGUCAGGCAAGGCUGACAACUCCAGGUGUUGGUCGUUCACGACUCACAGUAUCUUGUGCGACCAUGACAUAACCUCCGACGAAGUGCAUAUAGAGUUCUGGUCGGGUGGCUAUUCUUCCACGAGCGGCUUCACGGUGAAGUCAUUGGACGCGGGUGGAUCAGUAAUUGCAACUGUGGCUGAUGUUGGGUCCCGGACAGGACUUACUGCUUGCAAUGCGCUCGACGGCGCUGGGACGCCAACAACUUGUCCGGUCUCUCCUCCGACGACGUACACGCAACCUACUGCUGCGACGCCCAGCCCGACCGCUGCGACACCCAGCCCGCCAGCUUCUGGGGCUUCUGCCGUUGGCGAUCCUCACCUGCAAAACGUUCGUGGUGAGCGGUUCGAUCUGAUGACGGAGGGCAAGCACGUUCUCAUCAGCAUUCCUCGUGGACGCAACGCCGAAAACGCCUUGCUUCGCGUGCAGGCCGAUGCGCGCCGAUUGGGUGGCCAAUGCGCGGAUCUAUACUUCCAAACGCUGAACGUUACAGGGUCUUGGGCAGAGGCCAAGCAAGCUGGAGGGUAUCUGCGUGACGCAAACCGACGCCGAGACUCCAGAAUGGGCUGCUUUUGGUAAGGUUGAGCUCAAGGUCGUUCGUGGACGUACGGGCAGUGGCCUCCGCUAUUUGAACUUGUACGUGAAGCACCUAGGGCGAGCAGGAUUUGCUGUUGGAGGUCUGUUGGGAGAGGACGACCACGAGGACGUAAUGGUUCCCCCGGAGGCAUGUGCCACGCAUCUGGCCCUGGUGGAUAACGUGGAAGCAGGCCUGAAAGCUCCAUCAGUGGCCUCGGUCGCAGUGGCAACCCGUGCGUGACCGACCGUGCUCGCCAUGGACGUCCUCGAAGACGUCGUCGGGCAUGUCCCCGACCAGUUGACCAAGCAGUGAGUUCGCACUGGCGUUAUGGGGCGAGCAACUUUUUUUUCGCUGAAGCCCACCUACUUGUUUCUGUUCAUGAGUCGCUGCUCCUUCAAGGGCGCUGGAGAAACCCUCGCCCCUCGGCCCUUGCGUCUGGCUCCUCCUCCCUCGUCCCCGCUCCUUCCUCCGAGUCUACUCCUUCCUCAUCCGUCCUCCUUCCUUUUCCGUCCGCAUCCUGCGGGGGCCUGCAGGGGCUUCCAUUUUUUUUUGUAUAUACGUGUGUGUGUGUGUGUGUGUGUGUAUAUGCGUGAAUGUUCGGUCUUGCACUUGCUUCGUCUUGCGCUCAACGCAGCUGCAGGUUCGACACACUUGGACUUCGGUUCGCUGGCCUUUGGACGCCCGUAUGGUUUCUUUCCCCAGCCGCAUGCGAGCGAAUAGUCGGUGCAGUGUCACGUGCAGCAGGAAGCUCCCGAAGUCCGCGUUCUCGUGAUAGGGGGCAACGUCGUGAUCGAGAAUGGCACCUCGAAGCGCAAUGUAUGCAAAUGAUACCCAAUCGGGUGGUCAUCUGUGCUUGCAAUGGCGCUGCAUGGGAGGUCGUGCCUGCAAUGGUGCUGCACGUACCGCACGCUGUGAGAGUAGCACCAGGCAAUCAGAACGAGGAUGGGGAGGG